Messenger RNA from Solea senegalensis (Senegalese sole), 4596 nucleotides. It is a transcript of the gene tlcd3bb, whose product is annotated as TLC domain containing 3Bb. Gene Ontology annotation, molecular function: sphingosine N-acyltransferase activity. Gene Ontology annotation, biological process: ceramide biosynthetic process; lipid homeostasis. The transcript has 8 exons. Lineage: Eukaryota; Metazoa; Chordata; Actinopteri; Pleuronectiformes; Soleidae. Bases 528 to 1436 code for a protein of 302 amino acids. The record is from RefSeq and is a predicted model, not a curated record. Gene Ontology annotation, cellular component: membrane; endoplasmic reticulum.
CUGUGGGAGCUCAGCUCAGCUCAGCUCAGCUCAACUCAGCUCCGCUAACUGGCGCAGACCUCGCUGUUGAGUCAACGUAACAUCUGCUCUGUUGUAGCGAUGACAUAGCGGCUGCAGCAGCUAGCGUCGCCCUCACACCUGGACUGGACCGGACCGCACAGUCUCCGCUCUGCCGUCGCUUCACCUCACUUUACAGCAGUUAUUUGCGUGAGCUGGCUACACCGCAAAUUAGUCACCAAUGCUCCCAGAGAGCUGCCCUCGCACAGAUUUCGAUCUAAGUUGCUGCAAGCUAGCGUUAGCUCGCUGCCGCUACCCUUCAGACAUUGAAGUGGCCACAUAAACAUGCGGAUCAUCGAGACGCAGAGCCCGGGGACACCUCUAACGUUGAACGCUUUCUGCAGGACUCGAGCUUCGACUGGCCGCUGACCGGACUCUGCACAGUCUCUGCAGAGGGGGAGGGAGCGACAGAUCUCUAGGACCAGAUUGCCCGCUGAACUUUGCACCUCUCAGACACAUCUCCAGGGACCAUGCUGACCAUCCUAGCUGCUGGGUCUGUCUUCUUUCCCGGUCUGUUCUUACUGUCCAAGCAAUGCCUCAAGUCCAUCCCAGCACUGAGAUGGAGCGAAGGAGAUGCAGUCAUCGUUUCUGCCAGGUUGGUGUCGUCAGUUCAGGCAGUCAUGGCUUCCUCAGCUGGCUACAUCAUUGCUUCCUCCUGCGAGGACAUCAUUGAGGACCAACACUGGCUGACCAGCACGUACAUCAUGUUUGCUGUCCCCUACUUUGUCUACGACAUUUAUGCCAUGUUCAUGUGCUACUGGUACAAGCUGCGGGUCAAAGGGCACGAGGAGGCCUCGGCAGCGCCGCAGCAUAUGAGCUCUGCGCUGACCAGCUACUUGCGGCGCGAGUUCCUCAUGGUGCUGCACCAUGUUGUCAUGGUCACCGUCUGCUUCCCAGUCUCUGUGUUCUGGAGACAAGGACGGGGGGAUUAUUUCCAGGGUAUAAUGUUCAUGGCUGAACUCAGCACUCCGUCUGUCUGCUUAGGAAAAAUACUUAUCCAGUACAAACAGCAACACACUCUCCUGCACAAAGUGAACGGAGCUCUAAUGCUGAUCACUUUUUUCAUCUGUCGAGUCCUCCUCUUCCCUUACCUCUACUACGUCUAUGGAAGGUACGCCUCUAUCCCAUUCCACAUGGUUCCCUUCUCUGUGCCAUGGCACUGUAACCUGGGUGCCUCCCUGCUUAUGGCCCCGCAGCUCUAUUGGUUCUCCCUCAUUUGCAGGGGAGCUCUGCGACUAUUCUUGGGCUCCUCCCGCUCCCAGAGACCACGCCCAACGACGGCCUCGCCAAAGGAGCGCCAGACGGACGGGAGCGCUCUGCCGCAGCCCGCCAACGGCUACAGCACCCGCUCCACAGAGCCCGACCUGGCCACUCACUGAGAGGAGUGGAGGGGGAGGGAGGGGGAGGGCGGGCGGUUAGGGAGGGAGGGAGGGAGGGAGGGCGAAUGUACCAAUGAAGUUUGUUAAAGGAAAGAAAGCUGUGAAAGGGAAAAGUGAGACUUGAAAAAUGUAGCAAUAUGAAGAAAGCUACAGACGACGGCCUCAAAUAGUGCUGAAGUGUUUGGGGGCCGGCAGCCACACUGAGGGCCGGGGGCCACACUGGAGCCAGUUUAAGUCUUGGAACCACUUCUUUUUAUUUGAUGGUCUGCCACGCUGCGUCUCUCAGAUCCUCUCUGAUUCUCUCUGCUUGCGUCUGGUUCAUAUCAAAAACUGACCUUUGACCUCAGUGUUAAAGACUAUAGCAAUCAAAUUUAACUUGUGUCGCGCCAAAUCACACCAUCCAUGACCUGAAAGGCACUUUAUAAAGUACGGCUGAGACAUCACUGGCGUUUACUGUGAGACUUUGCUGGACUGUAGUCGGUCUGCAAGUGAGAAUGAUCAUUGUUCUCCAAACCUGGAAACAAUGCUGUUCAUAAAUGUAAUAUUUUAUCCACAAAACAAAUGAAUGCUUCUCACCUGGAAACAUUUCCUGCAUCUCUAAGCAAAAUCUUCUCUUUUUAAAUUAAAAUAAAACCGGUGGAAUGAGGUGGAGCAGCUCAGAGGUGUGCAGACACAUCAUGGUCACGAGUUGAACUCCAGUCCCUUGUUUGGAUAAAAGCGUCUGCUAAAUGCACAACUGUAAAUGUAAUGUCAGUGCACAUGAAGCCGUUAAAUCCACUUUUCAAUAGUCCAAACCUCCUGAUGUCAGCGUCGCGUGUGCUUCGGCCAAUCUCUAUUAGAACACAGGAAAUAUCGAUGCACCUUUAAAAUAAUACUUAUUUAAGACUUUUUGCAGUGCUAGUUAUACAUAUAUACUUUAUAACUAGUCAAAAUAACUGAUUUUGACUAGUUAUUUUAAUAUUUAUCAAUAUUUUUUACAUUAGGUUUAAAUGUAAAACGAAUAAAAUGAGGUGUUAACGUCUCAUGAGAUCAGUGAAAGAAAUCAUGUUGCUUGGUGAGAGGUCAUUGAAGUUCUUGUUCGUCGUGGGUGGAGCGGAGACGAUAGCAAUCCGUCCACGGGUGUUUUUACACCUGUGUUUACACGCGUUUAAGGCGCCAUGUGAUCAUACAUUUUGAAUGCCUAAGAGACUGCAGCAGAGUCUUCUACGUCAUUCCAGUCACAGGAUUUAAAUGAGUGUCGCAUCCACGAGGACAACAGCAAAGACAUUGUCCAUGCACGUGUCCUGCACGCUGUCCGCAGCAGAUCGUUGCCUCACUCCCUGUCUCCAUGAACCUCAAGUUCUUCUUUUAAGCGCCCGUCGCUCGCCGCUCACACUCGCGUCCCCGCGUGGCCCAGACUCAGUGGCCGGGUGAUUCGGUUGCCGGCCGACUUGUACUUCAGCUCGUUUGUGGGACAGUGAAAGGAGUGUUGUUUUCACACUGGAGUAUUUUCAUGAUGUCGUCAGACACUGUGACAGACGGGAACACGCACUGACACCUGAGAGGAAUCUGCCGGGAUGUCUGUAUGUAUGUAUAGUGAGCAUAGGUGGCCGUUUCCCUCAUGUAGAUCAAACUCUGACCUCUCUGCCUGUGCAGGAGAGCUGGAAAUGAAACUAGGAAUGUAUUAUAUUGUAUGUUAGUACAUUUGCUGUAGACAGAAGGUCUCUUUCACUUUAGUCUUGAAGAAGACCUUUAAAAAAAGUUAAAAAAAAAAAAAGAUUCUCCUGGCUAAGCAGUAUUUUGACUUGUUAGUGUUUAAUUAUCUGUAUCCUCUAUGUAAUCACUGUCACUCUAACACAAAUGUAACCAACCUGCAGACUGACUCAUCUGUAGACGGGAGACUGUAUUCUGCUGCCUUAUCCCUUCUCGCCCUUGUUUACUUUUCUUUAUGUCUUUAUUUAUUUGUAUCCUCGGAGGAGCUUUCCCCCCUCGGGCACAAUCACGUGACAGGUUUACGUCGUCCACAUGUUUCCAUGUCAGUAUUAGCCCCUCCCCCUCGGGUUUUUGUUACAUUUGGCGUUUUUGGCCGCUCGGUGAAUGCAGACGAGCCCUAACGUUACACGUCCCUGCUUCCUGUUUCAGUGUAGAUACUUCAUUCCACUUCCUGCCGUCGCUGCUGUUCGCGUCCACGGUAGCUGCCGCUUUAAACCCAAUCGCUCUUUUUCUUAGUUAAAGGGAUAGUUCAGUUUUUGUUAGUGUAAGUUCAGCUUUAUUAAGUGUCAGUUUUCCCUCAUUGGCAGCCCUGUUUCCUAUGGAAGCCAAACUCUUGGUGUUUCUCACAAUCGAGGACCCUACCUUAGGAGAGAGGAUUCUUCCUAGUCUUGAGCCGUACAGUGAGCGUACUUGCAAGUGUGUGAAAUGCUGCAUUGAUUGCUGAGUGAAUCGUGGUAAGUUCUGUGGUGGAAGGAUUCUUCCUUGACCUUGAGAAACGCCUCCUGUGUCACAGGCUUGUGUCCGUACCUCAAAAAAAAAACCUGAACUGUCCCUUUUUAAGCGCUGAUGUAAAUCUCAUUGAAUUGGCUGAAUGUUGUCUAAAGGGAUUCGUCAAAGCGACACAGUCAUUUCCUCGUGCUCCGCCUUCGGCACAUUUUCUUCUAGCUUGAUGCUGAUUUUGCUCAUUUUCUUAAAAAAAAAAAAACCAAACCACUGAAUUCUUGUAUGAAUUGCUCUGAUCACUGAGCCGCUGGUUCCAUGAACCGUCACCGAACAAACGGGCCUGUUUUGUUGUUUUUUUUGUUCGUUUAAAGCAGCUACACUGUCCUGGAAAUGGGUCAAAAAAAAAAAAAGAAAGCAUUAAACUCAGAAACCAUGACGACAGGGCAGCGCGUGCCAAACUAAACUGUGGGCAUGUUGGACACAGAGAACCCCCACCACCACCCCAUGACCUAAUACACCAUAACCGCUUCUUGACAAAUACUAAAACAUUUCAACCGAUGUACUGUAUAUUAUUCCACAAGAAAAUGCUCGUUAUUUAUUUGUAUGUAUUUAUUUAUUUAUUUAUUUGGUUUGUGGUUUUUUGAAUGCAUAAUUAUGCAGACAUACUAUACUCUGUGCUUCUGAGCCUUGUAUGAAGGCGCUAUUGUUACUCCAACUUAGCUAAAAAUAUACUUCUCUGUCCUGA